AUGGCGAUCCAGAAGAAGCACGGCAAGGGUCGUCUCGACAAAUGGUACAAGCUCGCCAAGGAAAAGGGCUACCGCGCCCGUGCUGCCUUCAAGCUGAUCCAGCUGAACAAAAAAUACAACUUCCUCGAGAAGAGCAAGGUCUUGAUCGAUCUGUGCGCCGCGCCCGGGUCAUGGUGUCAGGUCGCCUCGGAGGUCAUGCCCGCCGGCUCCCUCAUCGUCGGUGUCGACCUCGCCCCCAUCAAGCCCAUCCCACGAUGCAUCACCUUCCAGAGCGACAUCACCACCGACAAGUGUCGCACAACCCUGCGCCAGCACCUGAAGCACAUGAAGGCCGACGCCGUCAUCCACGACGGGGCCCCCAACGUCGGUACCGCCUGGGUCCAGGACGCCUUCUCCCAGGCCGAGCUGGUCCUGCAGUCCAUGAAGCUGGCCACCGAGUUCCUGGCCGAGGGCGGCACCUUUGUCACCAAGGUCUUCCGGUCAAAGGACUACAACGCCCUGCUCUGGUGCUUCCAGCAGCUGUUCAUGAAGGUCGAGGCCACCAAGCCGCCCUCCAGUCGUAACGUGUCCGCCGAGAUCUUCGUCGUCUGCCGUGGCUACAAGGCCCCCAAGAACCUCGACCCCAAGUUCCUCGACGCCCGCUACGUCUUCGCUGAGCUGGCCGAUCCCACGCCCAACAACGAGGCCAAGGUCUUCAACCCAGAGAAGAAGAAGCGCAAGCGUGGUGGCUACGAGGAGGGCGACUGGACGCAGUUCCACGAGGCCACAGUGUCAGAGUUCAUCGAAACACCUGACCCCAUCGCCAUGCUGGGCAGCUUGAAUAAGCUCAGCUUCGAGCAAAAGGGCAACGGAGACAUCGCCAUCGCCACCAUCGACAAGCUCAAAGAAACCACAAAGGAGAUCCGCGACUGCUGCGCUGACCUGAAGGUUCUCGGUCGAGCUGACUUCAAGCGUCUUCUGCGCUGGCGACUGAAGGUCCGUGACAUCUUCGGUUUCUCACAGAAGCAGAAGGAGGCCGCGGCCGCCAAGGAGGCUGAGGAAGCAAAGGAAGGUGAAGAAGUCGCCAAGAUCGAGGACAUGGACGAGGAGAUGAAGCUACAGGAGGAGCUCGAGAGGCUCAAGGACAAGGACUCCAAGCAGAAGAGGAAGCAGCGUCGCAUCGAAAACGAGCGCAAGCAGAAGGAGAUCGUGCGCAUGCAGAUGAACAUGGCGACACCCUUCGAUAUCGGUUUGGAGCAAGCUGGGCCCACGGGUGAAGACUCCAUGUUCGCCCUCAAGGCCGUCGACAAGGACGGUGCACUCGCAAAGAUCGCGCGCGGCAAGAUGGCACAGAUCGUUGAGAAAGAGAGGGACGACGUCAGCGAGGAAGACGUCACAGACGACGAGGAAGGCGAUAACCUUGAGCGUUACCUUGACUCGCAGUACGACGAAUAUGUCGAACAGAAGUCGGCCCGCGACGCCAAAUACCGCGCCAAGCGAGCCCGAGGCGAUAACGAGGACGGCGAAUGGAAUGGCUUCUCAGACGGCGAAAAGGACGAGAGCGACGACGACGAGCUUGUGCAGGACGCGGACAGCGAUUCGAGCGACGACGAGGAAGAGGAUGGGCCCAAGAAGCUAAUCACAACCCUCGAGCCAGAGGAUGUGGCUGGCAGCGGCCUGACAAGACGAGCUGCACGCUUCUUCGACCAGGACAUCUUCAAGGGCAUCGACGGUCUGGAGGAUCUGGAGGAAGACGAGGACAGCGGCAUUGAUGUCGAGGGUGAGGAGGAUGCCAAGAUGGAGGAUGUGGAGGAUGUCUCAGAGGAGCCCUCCAAGACAACCAAGAAAGCCACGUUCGCCGAACCCGCUCCGGAGGAGUGGUCGGACGACGACGAGGACAAGAUCGAAGAAGUCGCCCGCGACGAGUCUCAGUGGGAGCACGACGACAUGCCCAUGAAGAACGGCAAGCCCGACAUCGACAUCAUCACCGCCGAAGCCAUGACGCUCGCGCAUCAAAUGGCCACAGGCAAGAAGACAAAACACGACCUUCUCGACGACUCGUUCAACCGCUACUCCCUGCGCGAUGUCGACGGCCUGCCAGACUGGUUCCUCGACGACGAGAACAGACACUCCAAGCUCCAGCGCCCCACCACCGCCGCCGCCGCCGCCGCCAUCAAGGAGAAGAUGCGCGCCCUGAACGCGCGACCCAUCAAGAAGGUGCGUGAAGCGCAAGCCAGGAAGAAGUUCAAGGCCGCACAGCGCCUCGAGAAGCUGAAGAAGAAGUCGGCCAUGCUGGCCGACGAGGAGGGCAUGACGGAGAAGGAGAAGGCGCAGAGCAUUGCGCGCCUCAUGAGCCGCGCGUCAAAGAAGAAGCCCAAGGGCAAGGUCAGCGUUGUUGUUGCGCGCGGAGGCAACAACGGCAUCAAGGGCCGACCCAAGGGCACAAAGGGUAAGUACAAGAUGGUGGACGCGAGGAUGAAAAAGGACGUCAGGGGUGAGAAGCGGGCGGCCAAGAAGAGGAAGUGA
Messenger RNA from Ascochyta rabiei, 2505 nucleotides. RefSeq names its product AdoMet-dependent rRNA methyltransferase spb1. The transcript has 2 exons. The coding region runs from base 1 to 2505 and encodes 834 amino acids. Gene Ontology annotation, molecular function: rRNA (guanine) methyltransferase activity; rRNA (uridine-2'-O-ribose)-methyltransferase activity. The record is from RefSeq and is a predicted model, not a curated record. Gene Ontology annotation, biological process: maturation of 5.8S rRNA from tricistronic rRNA transcript (SSU-rRNA, 5.8S rRNA, LSU-rRNA); rRNA methylation; maturation of LSU-rRNA from tricistronic rRNA transcript (SSU-rRNA, 5.8S rRNA, LSU-rRNA). Gene Ontology annotation, cellular component: nucleolus; nucleus; preribosome, large subunit precursor. NCBI's taxonomy places the organism in Eukaryota, Fungi, Ascomycota, Dothideomycetes, Pleosporales, Didymellaceae.